This is a messenger RNA of Dunckerocampus dactyliophorus (ringed pipefish), 1848 nucleotides long. RefSeq names its product zinc finger protein 2-like. The record is from RefSeq and is a predicted model, not a curated record. Bases 52 to 1068 code for a protein of 338 amino acids. NCBI's taxonomy places the organism in Eukaryota, Metazoa, Chordata, Actinopteri, Syngnathiformes, Syngnathidae. Gene Ontology annotation, biological process: regulation of transcription by RNA polymerase II. The transcript has 2 exons. Gene Ontology annotation, molecular function: DNA-binding transcription factor activity; RNA polymerase II cis-regulatory region sequence-specific DNA binding.
GGGGAAACGGUGUCAGGGAAGAUAGCGACUCGUUUUUGCCAUCACUAGAAGAUGGCCUCAGUUCAGAUCUUAAGAGCAUUUGUCAGCGAGAGACUGACGGAGGUUGUGGAGGAAAUAAUGGGGAUGUUUGAGAAAACAAUAGCCGAAUAUGAGGGUGAGAUCAGUCACCAUCGCAGGCUACUGGAAGCUAAUCAGCUGACCGACAACAAGAUCAUCGAUAACUGCGAUGAAUCUCUGCACAUCCGGCCUGUGUUAACCACCGUGAAACGCUCCCCUGGGUAUCAGGAGAUAAGUCCUAUGCAUCCAUACAUCAAAGAAGAAGAAGAAGUCUGGACAAGUCCCGUAGUGAAUCAGGAGAAGAUUGAUACCCCCGACGUCCCGUUCCCCUCUGCUUGUGUGGACAAUGGAGCCGAUAAAGUGGAACCGCUGUCCUCCAGCAUACUGCCAAGUGUUGCACGCAGAGGGACAGCUUCUCCAGCCUCCAGCAGCCCAGGUGAGCCCAUUGAAGGACAACUUUACGGAGAAGACUGCGAAGGCGCUGUUGUGGACAUGGAUGCUGCUGGUGUCUUAAAAGCAGCCAACAACAGCCAGCCUGCAGCUUUUCAUCAUUUUCUGACGCAAGACUUGAAUAAAGACAGGGCGCAUGUCGUUGAACCGCAGCCAUUGUUGGACUCACGGAAGCACACCCGUCCUGGGCCUCCUCAGAGCUCUCAUAAUCAGGCCAGAUGUUACAAGUGCAGCGAGUGUGGCAAAAUCUUCAAAUACAACCACAACUUGCAGAGACACAAGUCGUGUCACACAGGAGAGAGACCAUUUGGCUGCAUUGAAUGCGGCAGAAAAUUUAAUCAAAAGGCAAGCUUGGACAGACACAAAAGAGUACACACAGGAGAAAAGCCUUUUAGUUGUGUAUUUUGUGGUAAGAACUUCACCCGGAGGGGGACGUUAACCUCACACAUGAGAUUUCACACUGGAGAGAAGCCAUUCUGUUGCUCCAUCUGCAAGAAAAAUUAUAACAACAGAGAGACGCUGGUAAAGCACAUGAGCACACAUGAAACCUACACAUGCUAAAGAAAACAUCACCUUUCGAGUGCGAAUGACUUUCAAGCACGUGACCUAGAGGCAGUUCCGGUGAGCAGAUGGGGGUGGGGCAAGCAUAAGCGUACGCACUCGGUAUGUUUGUGCAAUAUUUUAAAGAUUAAAGUGAAUAGUAGUGCUUGCCAUUGAAAUGGUUUGCUCCACUUGUGAGAGUGUACCUGCUGUGAUGCAUAAAGUAAAUUUAGUUGAAAACAUGACGAUGGAAAAGCAGGGGAAGCUUAUCUUCUUGUCUGUCACGGUUUUGCUGCACUGUUGUGAGCGCCAUAGCCAAUUUUCAGCCGGAUGUAAUGCACUAUUUCCAGGCUGCUAGAAGCUAGCAAGCCACACUUCCAAACCCUCCGUGGCGCAUCGCUGCACAUUUUUUCAGAUAGCUGCAUUUCACAUUUCCAACAAUGUUUCAACUUUGAUUUUAGUAUAAAUUGUGCUUCGCUGUAAACUGGAACGUGUCCAUGCUAGGCCCCACUCAACGAGAUCAAGAGCUGGUUAGUAGGGGUGUCAAGAGACACCCGAGUCUCGAGACAAGACAAUACAUGAGAUUGGGUCCACGAGACGAGGCGAGAGUUUAACAAUAAUUUUAAGAAAAGUACAAUGAAAAAUAUGACUAAAGUUGUGUAAUUGCCAUUAGUGAAAUGUAUUUCCGAAUGGGUAAUUUCUCCUUGUGGGACUAAUAAAGGCAUAUCUUAUCUCAUCUCAUACUGUCUGUGAAACAUUUGCAGCAUUUCUUGAAAAGCUUGCUUUUCAACUGAAUUAAAG